This is a messenger RNA of Nezara viridula (southern green stink bug), 3117 nucleotides long. The record is from the annotation of a GenBank genome assembly. Lineage: Eukaryota; Metazoa; Arthropoda; Insecta; Hemiptera; Pentatomidae.
AGAAGACAUGCCUUGUUUUAUGCCUUCGAGAUAAGGAUUGGUGCUUCAGGUAAGAAUUGCGCAACCUGGUGGCAACUACUGAUAAAAGGGACUAUCGAACAAGUGAUAAAUUUUUUCGUUAGAUAAGGACAGAUCAGUCUGAAUCCUGUAUCGUCAUCGAGAGGUUGGUUAUGUUAAGCACCUCUCUCUCUCCUUCCAUCUGGGGCAUCAUUGCAUCAUUGGAUAAAAUAAAAUAAAAGAACAUAGAGCAAACUAAUGAAUGAAAUAAAGAAAUAAAAAUACAUAAUAAAAUAAAUAAAACAAAAGGACAGGAUAUUUCAGAAGUGAUUGUAAUUUCUUUUUUAUUUUUUUGAUUAGUAUGAAUGUGUGAUGAAGUGUUGGUUGUGCACAAUCAGAUUAAAAAUAAAUUACUAACCCUUUAUAGAAAAAGGUACUACAGUGGGUGUUCUGUGAGCAACGAUUAGUUAUUUGUAUCGACGUUUCCAGUUUUCUUCAAUUUUAGCAACUUCAAUAAGUAAAUGGCUGUGAAAUAUAGGAAAGUCAUUGAAAAUCUGGCCUCCGUUAAUAACAUAUUGGGAGAGAAGAAUACAGAAAGUGCCCCUAGUCUCCAGUGUUCUAUGGUCAUCCCCUGCAUUGAAGUUGGGGGCUAAGAUGUUGAGAACCGGUUAAUUAAACAACGUGUCCACACAGAGUUGGUGUCAACACUGAUUAUAAUAGUCGGAGCUUGUAACAGUUAGUGUUACCUUCCUUCACGUGUUCUUGUUUUGAAAGUUUUUACAAUGGUUAAAAGAAAUAAUAAUCAGUUGCCGCAAAACUUGCCUCAAUUACAAAAUCUAAUAAAGAGAGAUCCAGAUUCAUACAAAGAUGAAUUUAUUCAACAAGAAAGGCAUUACAAAUCAUUAUUGAAAGUUUUUGAACUUAGCCCUGCUGAACACAAUAAAUCUUUAGAUGAGCUUGUUAUGUUCAUGGCACAAGUAGCUCACUGUUAUCCUGAUGUACUAGUUAAUUUUGCACAAGAGUUGAUUGACAUAUUACAAAAACAUAGUACUGUUCUUCAUCCUGAUAUGCGAAUGAGUUUUUGUAAAGCAUUGAUUCUUUUGAGAAAUAAAAAUCUUUUGGCUCCAACUGAUUUGCUAUCAUUGUUUUUUCAACUUCUUCGUGCACAAGACAAGAAUCUUCGUACAUUUUUAGAAUCUCAUAUUAUCAAUGAUAUUAAAAAUAUCAAUGCAAAACAUAAGAAUAUGAAGCUCAAUAAUACCCUUCAGAAUUUUAUGUUUAAUAUGUUAAAAGACAACAACACCAAAGCUGUUAAAAUGUCUCUGAGUAUAAUGAUGGAGCUUUACAAAAAAAAUGUUUGGCACGAUGCAAAAACUGUAAAUGUCAUAGCCACUGCCUGCUUUUCAAAAAUUACCAAGGUGAUGGUUGCUGCUCUUAAAUUCUUCUUAAGUUCGGAUGAACCUGAAAAAGAAAGUGACAGCAGUGAUUCUGAUGACGAAGUAACUCCAAAAGAUGUAAUGAUGGCAAACAGGUUUAAUAAGAAAACAAGAAAAAGAGAAAAGCAGCUGAAAAAAGUAAAACAGCUUGCAGUGAAAAAGAAGAAGAAAAAUAAAGCUCCAAAUUACAACUUUUCUGCUUUACAUUUACUACAUGAUCCUCAAGGAAUGGCAGAAAAACUGUUUAGGCAACUGGAGAAAACUCAUGAAAGGUUUGAAGUGAAAGUUCUGACUUUAGAUGUAAUUUCGCGUCUGAUUGGAUUACAUCAAUUAAUCAUCUUAAAUUUUUAUCCGUUUAUUCAAAGAUAUCUGCAACCUCAUCAAAGAGAUGUGACUAAAUUACUGUUGUUUGUGGCUCAAGCAUCACAUGAAUAUGUACCACCUGAUACUCUAGAACCUGUUUUAAGAACUCUUGUUAACAACUUUGUCACUGAAAGAAAUUCUUCUGAUGCAAUGGCUAUUGGGUUGAAUGCUAUCCGUGAAUUGUGUUCACGUUGUCCAUUAGCUAUGAAUGAAGAUCUACUUCGUGAUCUAGUUCAGUACAAAAGUUACAGGGACCGAAGUGUUGCUAUGGCAGCACGUUCACUUAUACAUCUGUAUAGAACUUCAGUUCCAGAAAUGCUUCAUAAAAAAGAUAGGGGAAGACCUACAGAAGCAACUAUUGAACUUAAAGCCAAAAAGUUUGGUGAAAUUGACAGUAAAGAUUAUGUUCCUGGUGCAGAAGUAUUACUUGAAGAAGAGGCCACUAAUAUGACAAUUGAAGGCAGUGAUGAAAAUGAUAGUGAUAGUGACUGGAUUGAUGUUUCUCAUUCAGAAGAUGAGGGUAAUAGUAGAAAUGUUAAAGCAGAUAAGAGUGUUGAUGAAAUAGAGGAAGAGGAAGAAGAAGAACUGAGUGAUGAAGAAGGAAGUGAGGAUGAUGAAGAAGGGAGUGAGGAUGAUGAAGAAGGGAGUGAGGAUGAUGAAGAAGGGAGUGAGGAUGGUGUAGAAGAGAAUGAGGAUGAUGAAGAAGACAAUAAAAACCACAAAAAGAACAAACCAGCACCUAAAAAACCUCGUUUGAACAAAGCUGAAAAAAAAUCAAUGGAAGAACAACUCGCCGAAAAAAAAGAACUUGCUAAGGCUGUUAGUUCUACGAAAUUCUUAACAGAUGAAGACUUCAAAAGAAUUGAGGCCAUGCAGAUAGCAAAAGAAGUUUCUGGACUAAAGCGUGGUGUCAAGAGGUCUGCUACGGAGAUGGAAUCCCCAAGAGGUGAACUUCUAACUCUUGGAGAUAUUGAAAAUAUUUAUAAGAAGAAGAAAACAUCAAAAGAAGAGAGAAUAUUAAGUGUUAGGAGGGGCCAAGAAGGCCGUGAAGCUUUUGGCUACAAAGUUGGUAGAGUAAACCCACAUGCAAGUACUACUAAUCGUGAAAAAAAGAAAACAAAGAAUUUCAUGAUGGUCAAGCAUAAGGCACGAAGUAAAGUGAAACGGUCUUUCAAAGACAAACAGAUUGCUCUAAGAAAUUAUUUAAUCAAGCAAAAGAAAAUGAAAUAGUUGUAUAUAUAUGAAAUAUAUAUUUGUAUUUAUAAUUAUACAUUGUAAAUAUGUAAAUAAACCAAUCAUAUAUUUUUAACAGUUAUUUAUG